UUCCGCUUCCGGCCAUGAGGCGAUGGGCGUCUGGCAACAUCAAAGUCAGCAGAAGCUGCUGUUUGACGACCUCAAUAAUAUCUUCCCUAGCAAUUCCUCAAAAUAUCCGUACGAUCGGUCUGACAUAUUUUAGCGUCGUCUAAUGAAACACCCCACGGACUUGCGUUUCCCUCGCUCAUCCUCCACCGAGCACGGAAGGUGGGGACUGACCAGCGCCUGGAUGCGAGUCUGAGCUGCAGGGGGCAUCCUCGUCCGCCAGCGGAAACACUCCGGCUCAUCGUCUAUCCCCAGCCGUACUAUUGAGCCGCUUGAGGCAUUUCCUGCACAAGGCUUGUAGUCGCGUUUAGGCGGAUAGAGAGGAGGAGGAGGAGGAGGAGGAGGAGGGGGUGAUCGCGGAGAGGGAGGAAGGGGUGAGCAGAAAGGGAGGGCGCGAGAGAGAGUGAGCUGAAAGGAGGGAGCGGAUGAGGUGUAGGGUCUCCCAAGCCCGUAGUAAAUCUAUCUAGUUCAGAACACACAGAGAAGUCCGAAGAAAAUAAUACGAGCAAGAAGAGGACGCGGAUUCCUUUAUUCAGCUGCUUUUCGGAGUACAGAGGCCAGGGCGAGGCAGCUCUAGAGGGAUUAAAAUCCGAGAUCGCUUAUCAAAACGGAUGCAUGUUACAGCGAAACGCUCGGACUGAAGUUGGAGAUUGAAUAAGAGGAGGGGAAAGCGCGUUACAUCGCACGGGAGCGCGGAUCGAGGCGAAGGCGCAACCCCCGCACUGCUGCUCGAGCUCGGAGCACCAUGAAGCUGCCCUGCUGGAUGGCGCUGGCGUCGCUCCUCCUGGCGCUGGGAGACCUCGCGUUGGGUCAAAGUCUGUCACCCGUCAUGGAGGGCCGGCGACCCGCUGACCUCGAGGGUUCUGGGAAUGACGAGUUCUUCGACGAUGAAGACCUGUUCUCUGGCUCCGGAUCCGGCUUGCCCACCACGCAAGCCACCUCCCCCGCCCCCUCAGCCCCGCCUGCCGCCGAGCCCAGUGGCGGCCCCGGAGACAGCGCCACCCAGUGGGAGAGGGAGAGCUAUGUGGAGCAGGAGAGGGAAAAGGAGAGGGAGAUGGAGAGGGAGAGACAGAUGGAGAGAGAGAGACAGCGGGAGAUGGAAAGAGAGAGACAGAGAGAAUUGGAGAGAGAGAGACAGCGGGAACUGGAGAGAGAGAGACAGCGGCAAAUAGAGAGAGACAGACAGCGGCAGCUGGAGAGGGAAAGAGAGAGGGAGCAAGAAAUGGAGAGAGAGAAGAAAAAGCUGGCAAGACUGCCCCUGACCACGGAUUCUCCCAGAAUUCAUGCUGCUGUUCCCAUGGCGACGACCAGUUUUGCGACAACGCCGGUGCAAACCACAGCACUUUCUGCCAUGGAGGAGUUCACCUCCAGCGGGAAGGAUGAUGACGAUAUGUUCAUCCCCGUGGAUCCCACAGAGACAGAAGCUCCCACGCAGGCCGCCUCGGAAGCUGCCACCUCCGCUACGACCGCCGCCACCACCCCCGCCCACACUGAGGCCCAAACCACGCCCCCCAGCACCACGCCCCCCAGCACCACGGCUCAGCGGCCACACCGGCCUCAGACCGUGCCCACGACGAGCAGAACGCAGCCUCCACCCACCUCCACGGCCCAGCCCCAGACUCCUGACCAGGGGCUCAGCAAUGAGGUGGCCGGAGCCGGGCCCAGCGGCGAUUCCGAGAUCGUGGAAGGCGAUGGUCACCAGAGCAACGAGGUGGGCCCAGGCAGCAGAGGCGUGGCCGACGGGGGGGCAGAAGCAGACCUGACAGGAAACACUGUGGACACAGGAAGCUCCGCGGCACAGCUGCCCCAGAAGAACAUUCUGGAGAGGAAGGAGGUCCUCAUAGCGGUGAUCGUGGGCGGCGUGGUGGGGGCCCUGUUCGCCGCCUUCCUGGUCAUGCUGUUGGUCUAUCGCAUGAAGAAGAAAGACGAGGGCAGCUACACACUGGAGGAGCCCAAACAGGCCACGGUCACCUACCAGAAGCCCGACAAGCAGGAGGAGUUCUAUGCAUAAGACUGGCCCCGCCCCCUUGCCCCGCCCACCCCGAUCCCUCCCCUCCUCACCAAUUUCCGCUUCCCUCCGUUUCCUCCCCCUGCCCCGCCCCCGUGUCUCGUCUCUCUGAGAGUGCCUACAGGACCUCUCCAUGAACGCUGGACUUCACUGUCGCCUGAAAGAAAAGUAGAAACGGGAAAUAAAAAUGUAAAAGCGCAAGGUGAAGAAGAAAGUCACUGCGAUCAAACACACAGGAAACGCAGAGUACCGCUUUGUUUGUAAAGUAAAGUGAUUCUUAGUAUUAGUAUGAUAACGAUCGGUAAUGACGAUUUUUGUAGAAGCUGUAAUGCCUGGGCAGUUUGGUUGGUAUGUGCUGGUCUCUGGCAGCACAGGGAGCGGCAGAGAGAGGUGGAGAGGGAGGAGAGCACAGGUCACAAGCAGCAGCGUCAUGUGCACCGGUCACGCAUGGUGAGACACACACACACACACACACACACGCUCCAAGGCGUGCCUUUCAUUGGAAGGUGCCACGUGGGCCGCUGUAGUGAUCUGCUCGACGUGUGUGUGUGUGUGUGCGUGUCUACAUACUAGCAAGACUGCUGUUAGUGUGUGAGGUUACACGUGUCUGCAUGUGUGUCACGAGGGCACGUGUUCCGUGCACAAACCAGCUGAGGGCGGCAACGGGCAUCCACACAUACUGCCCACUGGAGGCGCAAAGCCACCAGCUCCAAGACCACUAAUUACACACACACACGUCCGCACACGCGCUCUCUCGCUCACUGCUUCCCCGCACCAGGCUGCAUAAACCUCCCUUAUGCACCGGUCUGCGUUGCCUGGCCAAAGACCUAACAGUAACAAGACCCGUGACACUGCAGGCAUGAUUCAUUUGUAGCCUUAACCCUGCGUCACAGAACCAGAACGUUCCUCCCGAGCAAGCGAACAAUGCAGCGGCAUCAGGGGCGCAACUUUCACCGGUUACGCUGCCGUUCCAGUUACCAGGGACACGCUGCAAAUCAAUGUCCCUCGCUGAUCUUUCCUAAUCAAAGUGGAUUUUACACCUGUGCAGUCAUUCUAAUUCAUGGGCAUAAACAGAGACCAGAGGCUGGAUCUCUAACAUAGCAAUAGAUAUGACAGCAGAGUCCGGGGGUCUUGCUACAAUAGUAGCCACGAAGUCUUUGGCUCAGCGAUGCCCCCAUUACGCCUGUCCCCAGGGAAAGGAGGCCACGCCCCCGGUGAUUAACAGGAUGGGGGGCGCUGCGUCUUCGAUCGAUUCCGGAAGGUUCUAAUUAGCUGGGAUUCCUGUUCAGGGCUGAGCCGGAAAGUCUCCCGUCUGCUCUCGGAGCUUUCCCAGCUACCCAGCCCUGCUGAGAUGUGUGAUCAAUAGUAAUAAUGACUGGUGAAAUACCAAGAUCACAUGAAGGAAACGUUUAAAAAGUAUAAUAUAACCGGAAGCGUUUAUAUAGCUGUGCAGGAAAGUUUUAUGAUGUAAAUAUCUUCAUUUUAUUUUCUUUUUUUAUGUACUCAUCUUUUGUCCCUGUAUGUCCCUGGGGGGCAUAGGGCAGUUUUCACCCGUCUGAGUAUGUGCCCUGCCCCACCCGCAUGUAACAGAAAUACACACUGUACGACAUAUCUAUCACCACCAUUAUUGGCAUCAUCUUCCUCCUUAUCAUCAUCUUUGUGAGAUGGGUAUCAGCAUAUCUACAUCUGUGUGUGUGUGUGUGUGUGUGUGUGUGUGUGUGUGUCUUUUGUUCUGUCAUCUAAGCACAAGUGUUUGUUGGUCCAAAAGCGGCUUGUGGUUCUGUUUUAACACCCGAACCGGCGUCGCCUGCCACACUGCACCUGGCCCUCCUUGCCAACACUGCCCCCUACCUGCAGCACGUCGCUCAAGCCGCCAGGGCUCGCGUGUUUGGGGAACCUUUGGGUAACAUUUGAGCAACGUUUGACCUGGGGGGGGGCUGGCUGGGUGUAACAUUUUCUUUCUACUAUGAAGACUGUAACACUAUCUACAACAGUACACCAGUACUUCUAGCUUAUGAAUAUUAUACUUAGCACUGUAGGCAAAUGUUAGUGUGAGUUUCAAACUGCCCGUAUGAAUGUGAGGAUGAAGGCUGUCAUGUGACCCUAACCCACCCCCAGACCACCUGAUGUCAGGGUGUGCCAGUUAAUCCAGGUGUACGUAUCUCCCCCAGGUGUGUAUGUGUGUGUAUAGGUGCAUGCUAGCGUGAAGCGCACAUGCUAGUGUGCCAUUUGGUUACCCAUAUGGACAAGGGGAGUUUACUACUGAGCUGGCCUCCCGCUACAGGCCCGGCCUUGUGACAUCAUCAGCAAGCGCCACCCAGUCCCUGUAUACCCUACCUGCCAUCUCGGUUGUACCCACACUGCACUCCUCUGCAGACUCACACUCACCCAUCCACACCUGGCCAAUGCCUCACUUGUGCAGAGAUGACUCCACUGUGGAAAGGAGCCCCCCCCCCCCCCCCGACCGUCAAUAAUCCCCUGUAGAGUGCGUCACGCGUGUCUCUGCCCUGUACAGAAUUUUACCAAAAUUAACACUUUAGAAACAAAAUAUUCGGUUUAUAUAAAUCUGCAGAGGUAUGACAGAACUUUUUUUUCGUAGCAAACAAUGAACUCUUGGUGUUUGCUAUUUUUUCUAAGGUACUGUUGAAAUCUGUAGGCGUUUGUACCCAUUUGAAACUGAUUUUAGCCAAAUAGACAAGGUAGUCUCAGAGUGCCAAGAGUAGGCAGGCGUCCGCUGAGACUAAAUCAGAAAUAUUCUUUCUGUAGCCCAUUGUGUUUUUAUACAUUUGCAUUUUUAACAUCUGAAUCUGUUCUAAUGCUGCGUCUGUCUGUCUGUGAGGAUGGUUCUUAUCUGCAGAAUGUGAGUCUGUCACUAAUCUGCCACUCUGUUCUAAAUAAAAGGCCUGAUUGGCUAAACCCUG
This is a messenger RNA of Paramormyrops kingsleyae, 4965 nucleotides long. The record is from RefSeq and is a predicted model, not a curated record. NCBI's taxonomy places the organism in Eukaryota, Metazoa, Chordata, Actinopteri, Osteoglossiformes, Mormyridae.